CUCACAGUGACACUGAUCUGGUAACGCCCCCGUCCUGGCCUGACCCUGCCAUGGGCACCAGGCUCCUCUGCUGGGUGGUCCUGGGUUUCCUAGGGACAGAUCACACAGGUGCUGGAGUCUCCCAGUCCCCGAGGUACAAAGUCACGAAGAGGGGACAGGAUGUAGCUCUCAGGUGUGAUCCAAUUUCGGGUCAUGUAGCCCUUUAUUGGUACCGACGGACUCUGGGACAGGGGCCAGAGUUUCUGACUUACUUCCAGAAUGAUGCUCAACCAGACAAAUCAGGGCUGCCCAGUGAUCGCUUCUCUGCAGAGAGGCCUGAGGGAUCCGUCUCCACUCUGAAGAUCCAGCGAACAGAACAGGGGGACGCAGCCGUGUAUCUCUGUGCCAGCAGCUUAGCCACAGCGUGGCACGGUCGCCUCCUUCCUGUUCACAAACCUCGUCCUUCUCUCUCCUUGCAGCUACUAGAGACCCUUAGCAGAGGCCUCUCUUUCAUCCUCAUUUUUCAUGGGAAAGGAGUAGAUUUGGACAUCGGCUGUCCAUUAGGUAUCGCUGAACCAGUUCAUUAUUUACAAGUUCUCUUUCUUAGCAUGGACUAUUCAGAUACUGGAGUCAUUGGAAACAGAGAUGGCCAAGCAGCAACUCUAGGUUGUGAACCACUUACAGCUCCACUAUUCUUCUGUGGCAACAACAGACCCUGGAACAAGGACUAUUUUGCUCUGGAAACUAAGCAGCUUCACCCCAGUCAGGAAUGA
Molecule: messenger RNA, 752 nt
Organism: Mandrillus leucophaeus (drill)
Lineage: Eukaryota; Metazoa; Chordata; Mammalia; Primates; Cercopithecidae
Exons: 3
Coding region: 51-752 (233 amino acids)
Biological process (GO): cell surface receptor signaling pathway
Cellular component (GO): plasma membrane
Source: RefSeq, a predicted model, not a curated record